Chrysemys picta bellii (western painted turtle) is the source of this 3552-nucleotide messenger RNA. It is a transcript of the gene ELL3, whose product is annotated as elongation factor for RNA polymerase II 3. Gene Ontology annotation, biological process: snRNA transcription by RNA polymerase II; positive regulation of transcription elongation by RNA polymerase II; transcription elongation by RNA polymerase II. Gene Ontology annotation, cellular component: transcription elongation factor complex. Gene Ontology annotation, molecular function: cis-regulatory region sequence-specific DNA binding. Lineage: Eukaryota; Metazoa; Chordata; Testudines; Emydidae. The record is from RefSeq and is a predicted model, not a curated record.
CGCCCCGCUCCUCUGUGAGCCGAGCGCUGGGGGCUCCUGCAGCCCGACCCGGCUCGGCCCGGCCCCACUCCCAGCCAUGCCGUGGCCGCGGGCGGAGCUGUCUGGGCGGCUCCGGUACCGGGGCGGCUCCCGCGGGCCCCGCCUCAGCCUCCUGCACCUGAAACUCACCGACCCGGCGCUGCGGGCGCUGCGGGACUGUCAGCGGCUGCAGGGCUCAGCCCAGCCUGUCAUCGCCUUCCAAGGGAGCCAGGGGUACAUCAAGAUCCCCUGUGCCCUGGGCAGCCCUGCGGAAGGAGCUCGUCUCUUCACCUUCUACCUGUCCCGCUACAGCAAGGACAAGCCGCAGGCCAGCUUCGACUGCAUCCGGCAGUACGUCUCCAGGCUGGGCCAGAGCCAGCUGGACUGUGUGGGCAGCAUCCAGGAGAAAAUCACCGUCUGUGCCACCGACGACUCGUACCAGCUGACGCGGGCGCGUGUGUCCCAGGCGGAGAAGGAGGCGUGGAGCAGAGCUGCUAUCGAGAUCAAGCCAGCAGCCCCAGGCCAUGGCAAAUGUGUCGCCAUCCCGAAGAAGCUGGGCAUGAGCACCCCACUGAGGAAGUGCCCCACUGGGAGCCCUGCUCCCGGGGGCAGGAAACGUAGCCCCAUGGGGACAGAUCGCAGCGUUCUUGUGAAAUGCCUAGUGCAGCUUCUGGCCUUGCGGCCCCACUGCAAACACGAGCUCCUGGAGCGGCUGAACAGGGUGCAGAUCAGCCUGAAGGACAGGGCCCAGCUGCUGCCCAUGCUGCAGGAGGUGGGGCAGCUGAACCCCCGGGAGAGCAGCUACAGUCUGAAGGAGGAGCUCUUUGGGCAGGUGCAGGAGGACUGGCUGGGCUACACGGCCGAGGAGCAGCAGCAAGUCAGGCAGCUCCUGCGCAGGAAACAGGCCCACGGAGCUGUGGACAGGCCCUUCUUAGUGCCUCUGGAGUGCCCGUCUUGCCAAGGUGCCAGCAGAAGGCCCUUGGGCGUGAAGCGGCUGGCACUGCUGGAUGCCUCGGACCCACAAGGUCUGAAGAAACCCUGUGCCCAAGAGCACCCCUCCAGCUCUCUGGGGUCCCACCGCAGCCUGCAGGAGCCUGGCCUGGAGCAUCGGAGAGCCCAGAGCCAGCGGCAGCCAUGCCAGCUUCCCAGGCCCAGCGCGGAGCUGCAGAGCUCAGAGGAGGAGCCGAGUGAUGGGGAGGGAGGUGAUGACUGGGAAGAGGGAGCUCUGCGCCUGGAGCAGCACCUUUCUGCCCUGCAAGACAGCAGCUCCCGGGCAAGCCCCCCGUUCUCCUUUGCUGAGCUCCCAGAUUACUGCCGGAAAUACAGAGCCAUCUGUUCCGUGGAGCAGCAUCACGCCUACAUGGAGGCGUUCAGUGCGGAUUACGCAGAGUACCGGCGCCUCCACACCAGGAUUGGACACGUGAGCAGGACAUUCAUCCAGCUGGGAGCCAAAAUCAAAACGCUGCCGCACGGGACGCAGGAGCACAAGGCAGUGGAAGACAGAAUCUUACAGGAAUACCGGAGGUUCAAGCAGACCUACCCCAGCUACAGGAAGGAGAAGGACCGCUGCGAGUAUCUUCACCAAAAGCUGUCCCACAUCAAGGGCCUCAUCCUCGAGUUUGAGAAGACAGGGGCUGCCUAGAGGAGCCUGCAGCCUUUCCACUGUCCGUUCUCCUUUCCCUUCAGUGCAGGGGAGGGAAGGGGUGGGGGUUAGUGAACUCUCCUGUAGUAGUACAGUAGUUGCAGACCCCCAGCCUAGUGUCCAGCCCAGCCCAGCCAUUUGACUGCCCUGGGGUGCGUUGGGGGAGGGUGGCAGGACAGAGCAUGUGGCUGUCACAAAGUAGAGAGAGUGGGUGAUGGUCUUAGUGAAUUAUCCCCAGUGAGCUGCUGUCUUACCUGUACCAGCUCCUAAGGGGCACCUGGGGCUAGUGGUGCAGCUCCAGGUUAGGAUGGGUGCCUGUGUCCUGCUCAGGGGGCCAGCCUGCACCACAGAGCUCUGCCUGGGCAGGAGCCCUGGCUUAAGGCUUGUCAGCCAGCAUAGCUCAGGCCAGCUCCAUGCAGUGCUCAGCCUAACUUGUGAUAGGUGCAGCCUAUGCUGUCUGCUGGAGAAGGUGGCUUUUGCCAUCAAGUGGGACCUGCCACCUUCCUUCACUGGCUCUCUCCCCCCUAGGAGCCGAGAGCAUGGUAGAGACUUGCCCAGCAGGGACUGUUUCAAUUGCUAGAGCUAAGGGCACCAUGCCCCUGGGGCUACAGGAGGAAAGGGGUCAGUCUGUGCUGGGGUUUAAUGACUGACACCUGCUUGAGCAGUGUAGGGUAGCAGGAGUUGAGGGGACAGGGAAGUGCCUCACCUUCCUUGGCUGUGCACCCCAUUGUUGGUGUAUCUCCACUAUCUAUCCGUGUUGUCCUUGGAACCUACUGACAUCACUAGGUGGAACUGCAAGGAGGGGGGUGAGAUGGGAAUGGUUGCUUAAGGUCCCUUUGUGCUAUACUGCAGGUGAGGUGGAGGCCCUGGGAGUUGUUCCUGGUUUAUGGCCCUGGGUUAAACAGUUCAUUGUACCAUGUGUGGCUGUGGCCUUCAGCCCUCUCCUAACACCUGCCUGAGCUCCUCCUGCUUUGAAAGUAACUUGCCUGACCCAACCCAGCAGGAGAUACUGAUGGGGCAGGGCUUGGCUGUGGGACUGUAAGUGAUGCAGUUACCAUCACUUUGCCUUUGUUCCCAGCUGGCCUUGGUGGGGGGGAUAGAGCCCUCACAUACAGGCUCUGCUGCUUUGUCUGAGGAAGUGUUUGUACAGCACCAUGGGGCUGGGAUGAGGGUUACGAGGUGCUGGAUGUAAUACAAUAAUUAGUGAGUCACUUAGCAGCCAAACUGCCCCUCUGCCCGGGAAGGGCCAGGGUGGGUUAGCUGAAGGAUGUGCCUAGCUUGAGCAAAUCAGCAUGUUCAUGUGAAUGCUCUACAGGCAUGGCAUGACCAGGGGCUAGGUGGGGAACAGCUGUUCACAGCUGAUAGGCAUUAGCCCCCCCAAGGAUCACCAGCCCCUAACUUACUGCCUGUUCUCCACAACAACUCAUUUCCCCUCCCAGUCGUGGGGGGACAGGUGCCUACUUGUAGACAGGGCUGUGGUUCAGUCUCUGCUAGGGGGGCUACAGCAAGGGCCUAGAGGGAAAUGCUCAAUCAAAACUGCCUGCCCUAGCCCAUAGUAGACAGGGUAGCAGGUGCUUUCCCAGCAGUAGUUUAGACCUACACUGGUGCUGGGCUGGAGGAGAAGCUUUGGUACAAGAGUAAAUGGGCCUUGGUACAGCAAAGCCAGUGUGGAGACCUUGUAAAUGCUGUUGUGCAAGCUCCUGUAUCUAGAGUGUGCCCCAGGAAUAAAGGUGUAGAUACCCACCCAUGGUGUUUUGUAAAACACAAGUCAGAGGGUAGGGGAAGCCCUGCCGGAGCACUUUGAGCACUGAGCCAGAAGACAGCAGUACUCAGAUAUUUACCAACCCUCCACUGCAGCUCUUUGCCUCCACGACUAGGAAGCCACUCAUCUC